AGUAUACAUAUAUAAGUGUAUACAACACGUAUGUAUACAUGUAUACGUAUACAUAUAUAUUUAUUCAGAGGCUACCUCGUCGGAGUGCUGGACAGGUGACGCAAUAAGGGAAGAAAAUUCCAAGAUCGUUGCUCAAUCGCCGGCAAGCAGUCCCAAAAGACCGAUGAAUCUCGGUGAAUUUUGAGUUUGCGCUUUUCUAACCGAUGAAACAGCUCGGACGGAGUGUGUGUGCGUGGACCGAGAUAGAGAGAGAGAAUGAUUACGGACAGGAAGGAACGUUAAGGAGUAAAAGAGAGUUUUAGAAGCGUGCAAAAGUUCGGGAACGGGAGCGUGAUCGGCGUCAGAACACACGGUGCACGUCAUACGGAAAAGAAGUGCAAUCGAGCGAGGUCGUGUGGCGGUGAUUAUAUACCGAGCGCAACGCCGUCGCCGUCGCCGUCGCCGUCGCUGCCGCCGCCGCCAGGCUCCCAUCGCUCGAAAAAUUCAUGACAGCACAGCGUACGUGUUACGUGCGCCUACACCAAUGGAUCCGUAGAGAGACAACCGUGAGAUUCCCCGUGCACGCGGACACGAGCGGCGUCGCGAGCGUCGGUGCGUGCGUUUGCGCCUCCAGUACGAGCGAACACGAGGGCCUGAACGGGAAGCGAUCCGAUCCACGGGAUGGACAAAUUGGUUCGUGCAGGAGGAGAUGGAUCGUAUCAUCUCAAGGUUCUGGUCCCCAGUGUGGCCGCAGGAGCUAUUAUCGGCAAGGGUGGAGACACAAUCGCCCAAUUACAGAAAGAUACGGAAGCAAGAGUCAAAAUGUCCAAGUCGCACGACUUCUACCCAGGAACCACGGAAAGGGUAUGCCUGAUAACAGGCAGUUUGGAAGCUAUAAUGGCAGUUAUGGACUUCAUUAUGGAUAAAAUUCGUGAGAAACCGGACCUCACGUUGAAAACCACAGUUGACUUUGAAUCUGGAAAAACCACGGCAGAGAGAGACAAGCAGGUGAAAAUUCUAGUGCCUAACAGCACCGCUGGCAUGAUAAUAGGUAAAGCUGGAAAUUACAUAAAGCAAAUCAAAGAGGAAUCUGGUUCUUACGUUCAAAUCAGUCAAAAGGCGAAAGAUGUAUCAUUACAAGAGAGGUGUAUAACAGUGAUUGGAGAGAAAGAGAACAAUCGUAGCGCAUUAAUGAUGAUAUUAGCAAAAGUGGCUGGCGAUCCACUGAGUGGUACAUGCCCCAACGUUAGUUACGCUGACGUAAGUGGCCCCGUAGCUAAUUACAAUCCCACAGGCAGUCCCUAUGCUCAAGCUCCGACAACCACUCCCACGUACACAUCUACGGCCGGCAUUAACACAGUGAGCCUUUUGAACGGUGCUGGUCUGAAUUUGAACUUGGACUUGGAGGCUGCGAUAACAGCGGGCACAGCACCAGUCAGAACGCAGCUGUUGGAACACAUAAAGUUAAAUUUACGGACUAUGGGUUUUGUGGAACCUGCCGCCACGGAGAUUCUGUCCGCCUUCGCGACCCUCGCCAAGUACAACAUCCUCGGGAUGACCAUCGGGAUGCCCUCCAGCAUGAGCUACCUCGGGAACCCGAUGGACAGCACCACAACAGCGAACGGUUCGAACAAUAACGGCGGCGUGUUCGGGCCGAUCGGAACGGUUCCCGCUCUCGGAUCCACAUCGCCCACACCACGCAAUACAUUAGACAGAUACGAGCCGUUCGAUCCGUUCAGACAAAACAACACAGCCGCCAGUGCUAUCCAUCUAAACAACAAUUCGUUCGGCCUGGGCACUAACCAGUUAUCACUUGUAAGUAAGAGUCCUACACAGGUAGACGCCAACAGCAAGGAGACCAAGAAAGUAGACAUGGAAAUUGCAGAGGUUAUAGUGGGAGCUAUUCUGGGACCCGGUGGUCGUGCCCUCAUUGAGAUUCAGCACCUAAGUGGCGCCAACAUACAAAUCUCUAAGAAGGGCAUGUUCGCUCCUGGUACCAGGAAUCGCAUAGUGACUAUCACGGGUUAUCCUAAUGCGAUCGACACUGCUCAAUAUUUGAUUGAGCAGAGGAUCAGCGAAGAGGAGGCGAAACGUGCACGUCAGAAUGCCCUCGCCAGUAUGAUCCAUUGAUUUCAAGUACAGCACUUCUGUUCAUCCCAUUAUUGAGCUCCGUUAUUCACCUCUUCGCAUCGCGAGAUGAUGCUGCGGUAGCUCUCUUUUCUCCCUUCUUUUGAAACACACUCGCCCGAAACCACCACCAAAACCACCUACCACCCGUUGUCAUCUAUCGCUACAUCACUAUAGCGCUUGCAUUCUCACAUCACCGUUCAUGCAUCCAUCAUGGCUCGUCAAAACAUUUAUCUAUCUUUUAAGAUUAUUACGGUAUAUGAAUAUUAUAUGUUAUAUAUAUAUAUGUAUGUAUAUUUCUAUAUAUAUAUAUAUAUAUAUUUCUAUAUAUAUGUAUAUAUAUAUAUAUGUAUAUAUAUGUAUAUAUGGUAACUACUACAAUUGUUCUGUGAUACACCACGUUACGGGGCUUUAUCACGAAUAACACAAACACGUACCACAUCAGAGUCACAUAAUAUAUCUAGUUGUAUGGUAGAGCAUAUUGAAGAAGAGAUGGCAUGAGAAAAAAAAGAAGAAAUCUAUUGUUACAUUAGAAACGACAAUGGCCACGAUCCCAGCCAUAAUAUAUAUAUAUAUAUAUUAUUCUUGGCAGAUAGAGUCGGAGAUGUUUAGACAUGGGGAUAAUAAUUGUUUCGUUUGUGGAGAAAAAGAUAUCUAUACGUAUGUACACAAAUACGUAUAUAUGUAUAUUUUCUUUACCACGCAAUAGAAGCAUAAUCUAUAACUCGAGACACACUCUUAGUUGUUUACAAGGUCAUACAGAACUCAUAAUUUGAAUGACUUCAAAUCCGAGGAAUCUAUAAAUAGCAUCCCGUGUAUAUUGUCUACUACUUAACAUUCGUCUUUUUUUCUUUUUUUUUUUAUACAAAACGAUAAAGGAAAAAUCUGGUUUUCACGACGUUAAUUGUAUUGAACUGUUCCUUGAACUAUGAAAUGAUUAGGCUGUUUCUCGAAGCGACCUUUCCUCGAAGAACGCUUCUUAACGUUACAGAGAGAAAAAGAGAGAGAGAGAGAGAGAGAGAGAGAGAGAGAGAGAGAGAGAGAGUAUAACCACCUUGGCAAAACCAAAGAUCUUACAUUUAACGAACCAGAAGAAAAUAACUUGGCUGGAAAGAUGGAUAUAUACAUAUAUAAAGGGAGAUCUAUUCUACGUAUAUAAACAUAUAUUUAUAUAUUUACAAUGCUGGCUGGUCCAGCGAGAUGUGGGUAACAUACAUAAUACCUUAUAUUGCCAAGUUUUAUUCUCGAUCCCAAAGCCUUUAUUUCUCAAAAGUAUCUUCUUCAUCCCAUCUAUAUCUUAAAUAGCGUUUAGAUUAAAUACCUACACAGACAAUGUAUUAGCGUCGAGUCUCGUUCUUUCUUACCUUAGGGACAAAGGAAGUGUUAUCAUUCUGUUUUAGGAUGCUAGGUGGUGGAAGUUGACACCGUAAUUUAUCGUUUUGAAAGAAAGUGAGAGCGAGAGAGAGAGAGAGAGAGAAAGGUUCUCGAGCGAAUAGUGUUUUCCAUAUAUACAAACAGAAGUCAUCACACGACACUGUAUAGAUUAUAUUAUAUACUUCGUACACGAAAAGCAUCAUUUUGUCUAAUUAUUUUUAGUUCCAAGGUAUAUCAGUUGAAUACAAUUCGAGCUUCGAUUCACACACAUGAGAGAGAGAGAGAGAGAGA
Molecule: messenger RNA, 3771 nt
Organism: Megalopta genalis
Lineage: Eukaryota; Metazoa; Arthropoda; Insecta; Hymenoptera; Halictidae
Gene: pasilla
Product: RNA-binding protein Nova-1-like protein passilla
Molecular function (GO): RNA binding
Source: RefSeq, a predicted model, not a curated record